AUUUGUAAUUUAUGUGACACAUCAAUGUACUAUAACAAAGGAGAGUGUGUACCAAAAAUGACUGGAUGUGCCGAGCAGCUUGUCGGUGGGUGUUUGAAAUGUUCCACAAACUACAAUUUAAUUGAGAGCAAAUGUUUAUCGCAAUCGUCUGACUGUAUUUUGCAGAAUAUCAAAACAUGUCAAAUAUGUAACAACGAUGUCAUUUCGAUCAAAGGGAGUUGUACGAAAGACACAUUCUGUAAAUAUGGAAUGACGACUAAUACACAAACGUGCAUUCUUUGUUAUGGAAAUUCUGUUACAGACAACACCGGAAUAUGCUCGUCAGUGAACGACAAAUGUGUUUAUGGAAGUGGAAGUAUUUGUUACCAAUAUAUCAACGGAACUUAUUUAAGUCAAAGCAACGAAGAAAUGUCAUGUGAAAAUUCCGAUAUUUGUUUAUAUUUAGCAGUUGAAAACAAAAUUGUUGAUCUGAAGUGUAAACGUGAUAUGUAUCAAAGUGGUGAUAAACAUAUGUGUAAUACUGAUAAUUUGUGUAUACAAGGUGUUACGAACGAUUGUAUGCAAUGUGAUGAAGGGCAUCACAUCAUAAAUGGGAAAUGUGUUACAAACACAAAUUGUACCAUUCAAAAUUCCGAUGUGUGUAUUUCAUGUGACACAAUCACAAUUUCUGGGCGAUGUGCCACCAUUAAAAAUUGUAAUAUUUACAACCAUAAUGUGUGUUCAAUGUGUCAGUCUGGGUAUUAUAAAACAGACACUGAAUGUGUUGAUAUAUCAAUAAGUAAGUACACUGGGUGUACAACUAUGUUUAUGCAAAGUGGAUGUGUUGAAUGUUCUUCGGAAUAUUAUCUCGAGUCUGGAUUGUGUCAUACACAACCCAAUUCCACUCAAAAGAGUGAACUGGAAACCGACAAUUGUUUGGAACGUAACCAAAAGGGGUGUUUCCGUUGUUCCGAUGGCUUUUAUCUUGACAAUUUGAAAUGUAUUCCAUGUGAAAACAAUUGUGUUUAUUGCGCAAACAAGACCUUCUGCACAAAAUGUGACGAUUAUUCAUAUUUAAAAAAUGGUGCUUGUACUCAAAUGAAUUCACUCAUCACAGUGUGCACCCAAAUGAUGUCCACAUAUGAUGGGUGUGUGACAUGUCGUGACGGGUAUUUCAAAAGUAUAGAUGGAAGAAAUUGUGAUGCAUGUAAUGAAUCUUGUUCAACAUGUUUAAGUGGUACAAGUUGUCUUGAAUGCAAUCCUUCUUAUUACAGAAUAGGCUAUUCUGGAUUGUGUCAGCCCUAUUCUACUCUUGACAACUGUAUUAACAAAACAUCACAUGGAUGUACUCUCUGUGAAGACGGAUAUUAUCUCUCGCAUUUGUCAAAAUGUGAAAAAUGUCACUCCAAUUGCACUUCAUGUGAGUCUGAAACAGUAUGUCUCGCUUGUACCGAAGAUAACAUACUUAAUGAAUUAAAUUUGUGUGUACAUUAUUCAAAUAUUCUUAAUUGUUUGGGGGCGAUGAAAUCCAAGUGUUCCAAAUGUAUAGAUGGCUAUGAGACUCAGGAAUUUGAUACAACUUGUCACAAAUCAAAAUCAAAUGUUGGACUUGUAAUUGGUCUUUCCGUAGCUGGAUUUAUUAUACUGUUAAUUGUGGGUAUUAUAAUUAUCGUUCUCUUUGUCAUUUUCCACUCACUAAGAAAUGAGGAGAAAAGGAAAGAGGCGCAGGUGUGUGUGUUCUUAAUGAAACGCUCAAAUGUAACAAUGAUUCCACUUCCAAAUGGUAUAGUGAGUAGUGCUAAAGAAAUCAAAUAUGAUGAGACCCUUCCUGUUCUUGAAGAGUCUAAGGGUCUCAUUUGUAUAGGUAACAAUUCUAAGAACACUUUAAAAAUUCAGUUAACAACGAUGAACACUCAACAUAAGUACCUCAUUCGAACCGAGCCAAAAAUAGUGACAGUCAAGAAAGGAUAUGCUUGCGAAUUUGAGAUCUUUGUUACACCACAGUGCACCUGUAAAUUACUCGACCAAGUGAUCUGUGUGUCCCUUGAUAUUCACAAAGGCGAGCAGUACUCGACCAACAUUCCCCUUGUUUUUGAAACCGAAUUAUCUACACACUUAGACCCCGACGAGUUGUUCGAAGAGAAGAAAAUUGGAAAUGGAUCCUUUGGAAUAGUCUUUUUAGGUACUUUCAGACGUAAAAAAGUGGCUAUAAAGAAGAUGAAACAGUCGACCAAUAAUGAGAAAAUGCUUGAUGAAUUCAAAAAGGAGGUGGAGAUGCUUGACAAGUUUAGAAGCGAUUACAUUAUCCACUUUUAUGGUGCUGUUUUUGACUCUUCGAAGAUCUGUAUGGUCACCGAAUUUGCGGAGUAUGGGAGUGUACAAGACCUUAUUACUAAAGAUCACAAAAACAACACAAACGUGUUGUAUGGGAAAGAUAAACUUCGUGUGAAAUUUAUUAGUGACUUGGCAAAUGGGAUUAAGUAUUUACACGAAAAUGGAAUCUUGCAUAGAGACAUUAAACCCGAUAACGUCUUAGUCGUUUCACUUGAAUUGAAUGUUCGAGUGAAUGCCAAGUUGACUGAUUUCGGAUCAUCCAGAAAUAUCAAUUUAUUGAUGACUAACAUGACUUUCACUAAAGGAGUUGGGACACCUAUUUACAUGGCCCCUGAAAUACUCGAAAAGGAAAAGUACAAGAAAUCAGCUGAUAUAUUCUCUUUUGGUGUGACAUUCUAUCAAACACUUGUGUGGGAUGAAAUCUACAAGAAAAGUGAUACCAGGUUCACUUAUCCGUGGGGUGUUGCUGACUAUGUCUGUUCGGGACUUCGACUGGAAAAAACCGAGUCUAUGGGUGAUGGGGAAUUCGAAAUUAUAUCGGAUUGUUGGUGUCAAGAUCCAAAUUACAGACCAUCGAUAAAUAGUGUUGUGGAGAAAUUGUAUGCACUUGAGAAAUAA
This is a messenger RNA of Entamoeba invadens IP1, 2931 nucleotides long. Its product is annotated as protein kinase, putative. Gene Ontology annotation, molecular function: protein kinase activity; ATP binding. The record is from RefSeq and is a predicted model, not a curated record. The annotation marks the transcript as partial. Gene Ontology annotation, biological process: protein phosphorylation. NCBI's taxonomy places the organism in Eukaryota, Evosea, Mastigamoebida, Endamoebidae. The transcript has 2 exons.